Messenger RNA from Coregonus sp. 'balchen', 6332 nucleotides. Lineage: Eukaryota; Metazoa; Chordata; Actinopteri; Salmoniformes; Salmonidae. The record is from the annotation of a GenBank genome assembly.
AUGGCUUCCAAACAUUCUCCCCAAGAAGAUGAUUUAUCCUGUCCUGUGUGCUGUGACAUCUUCAGGGAUCCUGUACUCUUGUCGUGUAGCCAUAGCUUCUGUAAAGACUGUCUGAAGGAAUUCUGGAAACAAAAGGCAUCUCGGGAAUGUCCCAUUUGCAGUAGAAGAUCCUCAAAGGAAGAACCUCCUUGUAACCUGGUUUUAAAGAAUCUGUGUGUGGGCUUCUCAGAUGAGAGGAGUCGGAGAGCUUCAGCAGGGUCUGAGGUGCUCUGCAGUCUGCAUGGCGAAAAACUCAAACUUUUCUGUCUGUAUGAUAAACAGCCAGUGUGUUUGGUGUGUCAUACUUCUAAAAAACAUGCACAACACAAGUUCUGUCCCGUCGAUGAGGCUGCACAGGAUUAUAAGGUAGGGGAAGUUACUCUGAAAAUAUACUGUAUAGUAUACAGUUACGUCACACAGGAAAAAGUUAAGCUAAAUAAAGUAAAGUUUGAAAAAGUAUUUCACUACUUCGUGAAAAAUGAUAUCUAAAUCGUAAAUGUCAAACUAUAAAUUGCAAGAACAGAUCACUGGAGUCAGAUAUUAGUUAGCCUAAUUUCAGUUUGUGACAAAACAAGCAAGUGUAGAAAAUCAUUGUACAAUCAUUCUACUAAGCCGCUGUGAAAUAUAUUUCCAGUAAGUAAGGGAUAAUCAACAAGAGGUUAUGCGUUCUGUGUAAGAAGGUGUGUGCCACGACGCGCUAGCGGAGUGCAACUGACCUUCCACGGAGUUGCAUUAUUUUCCAGAGAAUGCAUCGAGCCACGAAUUGAUUAUUCCUUUUAUACCAUCGCUAUAAUUGAACACAUUCAACAUCCACUGAAGUAGCUAGCAAAUUUACGAGAUACACAGUAGUUGCCUUGGUAACCAAACAAACAGACUUCCUAGUUUAGCUAACCAAACCAUCAGUCCUAGCUUGCUAUUAUGAACAUCGAAUUCAACAAUGCCAAUAAUGUUUUCAAUUUGACUUUUGCUUUCAAAAGCAGCUCAAACAUAUAACAUGUAAGAAUUAACUAUAGACAUUUAAUUCUUUGAAUUCUACCGUGCAAGUAUGCAUGCUCUAGAAUGCCCUUCAAGCCAAUCAGAAAAGAGUAUUCAACAAUGCCAUGGUAUAACCAAAAAUAUUGUAUUUUCAGCUGUUUGAAGCUGGUGUACAAAACCGAAAGUAAAAGAUGCAAAAACUAAACUGAAGGCCAGCCACCACACCUCAGCAUAUUUUUCCCCCUUAAUUAUAUCACAAUCAAGUUCUACAAGUUGAAUGUAGACACAAAUAUUAUACUUUUUGUAUUAGCAUUUCUCAGAAAUAUUGUAUUAAAAUAUGCAAAUUAGGUGAUCUCUCCUUAAAUAUGCACAAACAGUAUUUGCAUAUUGUGCAAAUCAAUUUUUCUGGACACUGGAUGAAGUCAGCCAAAAUAUUUUUCGCUUCAGGACCGGACUUGUCCAGAGCAGAAUGUGGAUAAAUACUUUUUUCAGCUUUCUAUCUGUAAAAUACUAAAGACAUGUACACAAAAUGAAAUUGUUGUGAAUUUAAAAAAAUUAAAUCUUAUCUCAAAUAAAAAAUUGACAACAUAACAAAAAUUCCCUCUGGGCAAGUCUGGAGAAUAUAUCUAAGGAUAAGCACACAAAAUGUGGUGAAUGCAGAUGCUUCUGAAGUUGAGAAAAAUGGGUUGGCUUGUGGGAAGUAUCUGACUUUUGGGAAAUGGCAGUUAAAGACAAGUGCAUUGAAUUUAGACCCAAUCACCAUCUCUCUUCAAAGUAAAUUGCUAAAUAUAGUCCAGUUUAUAACAUUCUCUAUGAAAUGUAGAACGUUUUGCAAUUAUUGAUGUAUGUCCAUUGUAAGGUGGUUAAAAUUCAUUAAAAUGUUAAUGACGGUAGUAUGAUAAACUAAAUAAAUUAAACAAAUAUUUGACAUUUUUAUGUUUACUUUUUGAACAUACUAAUAUUAAUGGACCAAAAUACCAACAAAUCUCAAAAUUGAUAGGUAGAUGCAAAAAUGUCAUUUCAGUCUUAAGAACGAGAAGCAUAGAAAUAGCACACAUAGAACAGAGCUACCGUAAUUGCUUUUACCUGCCCUGGGACUACGGGUUAGCUUUUGACUAACCCCGGCACAUUUACAUGGAUGUUGCAUUAUUGUAAUAUUGAUGUUGAUUAAUGUGCAUUGUCCCCUAUAAAUAAAUCAAUUAAAUUAAAUAAAAAUAUAUACAUAUAUAUAUAAAUAUGUUGGUAUAAAAUGUCCAAACCUCAACAGAAUAAGGUUGUAGUCAUAAAUGUAUUAUGGCUUAUAGUGUUUGGGAGUAGUGCAACUACAUGUAAUUCAAUUAGUAAUUUAAUUACAUUUUGCAGUAGCUUUGUGGCAGUUGAAUUAAAUUCAAAUCUUGGUAUAGUGUUUUCAGUAGUUAAUAACUUUUUUGCCAUGUAGUGGUGUAGCUAACAACAGGAACUACACAGUACCUUUUUUUUUUGUUGCACAAAUGUAAUAUGGGUGAAGUAAGCAAGAAUAUCCUUUAUUUUUCGACAUCAGACCUGCCUUAUUCUCACUUGAAACACUGUGUGACUAAUUCUCACUUUUUGUGCAAAUUCACAUAGAAAUGUGAGUUAUACAUCUGUCAUUCUCAUUGAAAGCAAGUCUAAGUAGCACAGCCACAAUACAAAUACACACUAAAAUAAUACAAAAUACAAAUACAUGACAUCCUAUAAUAUACAAUUCUAACAACAACAACAACAACUUAUUCAUAAUAAAAACACUGUUGUCUUACAUAUGAGGAACCACAGAUAACUCAUGUGCACAGGUUUGGAUAGAUUUGAGCCAUGUUUUUAAAUUUAAAUUUAAAAGUACAAUAAUAUAAAGUAAUAAAAACAGGAAUAUACUUUCUUUCAAAGUAGUGUCCAUUUUUCAUUCUAGGAGGAACUCACAACUACAUUGAAGCCUUUACAGAUGAAGUUGAAGGCCUUUAAAGAAGUAAAACUAACCUGUGAUGAAACCGCAAAGCAAAUUAAGGUGAGUUUGCUGAAUAAUGCUGUACAAUACAACUGCACAGAAGUGAGUUUGUGGACUGAAUGUAAGAAUGGUAGUUACAGUGGGGAAAAAAAGUAUUUAGUCAGCCACCAAUUGUGCAAGUUCUCCCACUUAAAAAGAUGAGAGAGGCCUGUAAUUUUCAUCAUAGGUACACGUCAACUAUGAGAGACAAAUUGAGGGGAAAAAAUCCAGAAAAUCACAUUGUAGGAUUUUUAAUGAAUUUAUUUGCAAAUUAUGGUGGAAAAUAAGUAUUUGAUCACCUACAAACAAGCAAGAUUUCUGGCUCUCACAGACCUGUAACUUCUUCUUUAAGAGGCUCCUCUGUCCUCCACUCGUUACCUGUAUUAAUGGCACCUGUUUGAAGUUGUUAUCAGUAUAAAAGACACCUGUCCACAACCUCAAAUAGUCACACUCCAAACUCUACUAUGGCCAAGACCAAAGAGCUGUCAAAGGACACCAGAAACAAAAUUGUAGACCUGCACCAGGCUGGGAAGACUGAAUCUGCAAUAGGUAAGCAGCUUGGUUUGAAGAAAUCAACUGUGGGAGCAAUUAUUAGGAAAUGGAAGACAUACAAGUCCACUGAUAAUCUCCCUCGAUCUGGGGCUCCACGCAAGAUCUCACCCUGUGGGGUCAAAAUGAUCACAAGAACGGUGAGCAAAAAUCCCAGAACCACACGGGGGGACCUAGUGAAUGACCUGCAGAGAGCUGGACCAAAGUAACAAAGCCUACCAUCAGUAACACACUACGCCGCCAGGGACUCAAAUCAUGCAGUGCCAGACGUGUCCCCCUGCUUAAGCCAGUACAUGUCCAGGCCCUUCUGAAGUUUGCUAGAGUGCAUUUGGAUGAUCCAGAAGAGGAUUGGGAGAAUGUCAUAUGGUCAGAUGAAACCAAAAUAUAACUUUUUGGUAAAAACUCAACUCGUCGUGUUUGGAGGACAAAGAAUGCUGAGUUGCAUCCAAAGAACACCAUACCUACUGUGAAGCAUGGGGGUGGAAACAUCAUGCUUUGGGGCUGUUUUUCUGCAAAGGGACCAGGAUGACUGAUCCGUGUAAAGGAAAGAAUGAAUGGGGCCAUGUAUCGUGAGAUUUUGAGUGAAAACCUCCUUCCAUCAGCAAGGGCAUUGAAGAUGAAAUGUGGCUGGGUCUUUCAGCAUGGCAAUGAUCCCAAACACACCGCCCGGGCAACGAAGGAGUGGCUUCGUAAGAAGCAUUUCAAGGUCCUGGAGUGGCCUAGCCAGUCUCCAGACCUGAACCCAAUAGAACAUCUUUGGAGGGAGUUGAAAGUCCGUGUUGCCCAGCGACAGCCCCAAAACAUCACUGCUCUAGAGGAGAUCUGCAUGGAGGAAUGGGCCAAAAUACCAGCAACAGUGUGUGAAAACCUUCUGAAGACUUACAGAAAACGUUUGACCUGUGUCAUUGCCAACAAAGGAUAUAUAACAAAGUAUUGAGAAACUUUUGUUAUUGACCAAAUACUUAUUUUCCACCAUAAUUUGCAAAUACAUUCAUUAAAAAUCCUACAAUAUGAUUUUCUGGAUUUUUUUUUUUCAUUUUGUCUGUCAUAGUUGACGUGUACCUAUGAUGAAAAUUACAGGCCUCUCUCAUCUUUUUAAGUGGGAGAACGUGCACAAUUGGUGGCUGACUAAAUACUUUUUUCCCCCACUGUAUAUUCAAGUAUAUUUGACAUAUUUCUCUCACGGCCUCCAGCUACAGGCCCAGGACACAGAGAGGCAGAUUGAGGAGGAGUUUGAGAAGCUUCACGAGUUGCUUCGAGAGGACAAGGCAGCCAGACUAGCUACUCUGAAGGAGGAAGAGAAGAAGAAGAGUGAGAUGAUGAAGAAGAAGACUGAGGAGAUGAGAAGAGGGAUAUCAUCACUUUCAGACACAAUCAGAGCCGUAGAGAAGGAGCUGAAAGCAGAAGAUGUAUCAUUCCUGCAUGUAAGAACCAAUAACUUGUUUAUAUUAUUUGAGAUGCAUUUAUUGAUGAACUGAUGUGAUAUCAUGUAUAACGCUGUUUACAUGUAUUAUUCAUUUUGUAUUUUGUUCUUCUGUAGAACUAUAAGGCCACAGUGAAAAGGUAAGUGAUCUGCCUCUUGUCUCUCUUCUGUGGUUCUUAACAAAGUUAUGCCAACCCCACAGUACAACUGAUUCCUGAAUAUUCUACCAGGGCCCAGUGCACACUGCCGAAUCCAGAGAAGGUUUCAGAACCACUGAUCCAUGUGGCCAAGCACCUUGGCAACCUACAUAGAUCAUGUGUGAAGAUACAGGAAAUUCUUAAAGAGGUUUUUCAAUAUAGUGAGUAUGAUUGUUACAAUUAACACGUUUAUUUACUAACUGAAGUGAAUACAUAAUGCCCCUUUUAAAGUAUGCAAUUGUGAAACGCUAGGCCUGGAUCAAUUACAUAUAAUACAGUGUUUCAAUUACUGAAAAAUCGGGGAGGACAGGCUCGUGGUAAUGGUUGGAGCGGAAUGAGUGGGAUGGUAUCAAACACAUGGUUUCCCUGUGUUUGAUGCCAUUUCAUUCACUUCGUUCCAGCCAUUAUUGUGAGCCAUCCUUCCCUCAGCAGCAUCCACUGAUUUAGAUAUAGUGAUUUGAGAAUAUUGGAAUGUAUUUGGAAACAGGAAAGUAUUUGACAACACUUUCAAAAACCUUUUGGUAGAGUUUUACAAGUAGGCAUUCCAAUACUUCAAAUAGAGGUAGUUGUUUUGGGCUAUGUAUUUGAAAAAACUCAAAUACAUAAAUCAUCUAUUUGAACCCAGGUCUGAUAGUCUAUUUUCUGUCUAGCUGCUGUGACUCUGGACCCCAAGACUGCUCAUCCAAGUCUCAUCCUGUCUGAGGAUUUGACCAGUGUGAUAUUCGGUGUGGCUCAACAGCUUCCUGACAUCCCAGAGAGGUUUGAUCGUGCAUUUGUCCUGGGCUCUGAGGGCUUUAACUCGGGGACAAACUUCUGGGAUGUUGAGGUUGGGGAAAAUGCAUCAUGGGCCCUGGGUGUGAUCACAGAAUCUGUACCGAGGAAGGGGCGUAUACGCAAUGGACUCUGGUGUCUAUAUUAUGAUUCUGAAGGUGAAUACUCAGCAGAAUCCCCACCAAAGCCAACCAUUCCCCUCACAGUGAGACACACACCCCAGAGGAUCAGAGUGAAGCUGGACUGGGACAGAGGAGAGCUGUCAUUCUCUGACCCUAUUAAUAAAACACACCUACACACAAUCGCACAAACUUUUACUGAGAGAGUCUUUCCCUGCUUUUGUAACUUCUCUAAACGGCAGCCUCUAAAGAUCGUGCCAUAA